AUGUCAUAUUAAUAAAAAUUAAAUGGAAUUAAAUGUUGGGAUUCAUUUAGGGAUUUAACUUUGAAGAAAAUGGAAGUAAUUCCUUUCGCAAUUACUGAAUGUCCUGAUUUAUGUACAUGUUAAAUCUGUAUAAAAAAAUUACCAGAAGAAGAAGAACCACAAGAAAAAUAAAAAUAUCAAAAGAUAAUUAAAUAACCAAGAUAAAGAAGAUUGUCAAUCUGUGGAUAUAAAGAUGAUCUUUUGACUAUAUGUUAAAUGUUAUAGAAGUAAGAUGAAGUUGUUAGGCCAAUAAAUAUUAAUAUUCUAGAUACGGUCAUCUUAAAAGAUAGAGAAUUUGUAUUCUAUGCAUUUUAUGAUAACGGUUUUAAAUGCAUCAAAAAUAAAUCCUUUUUUCAUACAGAAAUGGAAAAAUAUUUGAUUGAAAGAAAAGUUGACUUUGAAGUUGAUUAUUAAGUAAAACAAAUAAAAGCAGGUGUUCAUUCUACUAUAAAAUCGUCUGAUUAUUAUGAAAAUAGUGCUUAAGUAAUUACUAAAUUAAAAUAAGUAUUGAAUAGAUCUAAUAUUAGUAAAUUUCUGAUUUAUUAAAUGGGUAAAGCAUUUUAAUGGCUAGAUAUCAAACAGGUGAAACAACUUUGAUGGGUAAAUUUGAAUUGCAUUAAAUUGCAGUUUUAUCAAAAACAAAUGUAAUCUUUGACAAUCUACUUCAUUUAUAAUUAUAUCUAUAUAAUGAGAAAUUAGCUCUAGAUUGCAUAGAAAUAAAUAAAAGAAACUCAAAAGAUUAUUUUAUACAUAGAUAUAAAUAUAAUAAAGACAAUUAAUUAUUUAGUGAUAUAGUAUGCGAAUAAUCAUAUCUAACAGAUCCAUCUCUACGUGGUUAAAGAUUAUGGAAUAAAGAAAAAGAAUAUUCAGAAAACUUAGAUUUAAAAGAAUAUUUUAAAUAUACCUGUCAUAAAAUAGCUGUUUAUAUAUAAAGUUUUCAUAAAUUAUGUAUAAAUGAAAUGGAAGUACAUUUUAUUGUUAGUAUAACUAAAACUUAUCUAAGAUCACCCUAAAAAUAUUUCAAUUAUCAAUAUUAUUGGCUUAAAAAUGGUUAAAGCUGAAGAAACAUAAUGGGUAAUCAAGACUGGAAGAGUGCUAAGCACAGCAGAGAAAAUACAAAUUAAUGAUGUUGAUAUCAAUGGAAGUAAUAAACCUAAAACUUAAAGAUCUUCAAUUGUUUCUUAAUCUCUAAUACCUUAUACAUAAAAGUAAUAAUUGUUAUUUAUUAAUAAGAGUUAUCGAAAAAAUUAAGCCAAUUACAUCUUAAGUUAUAGAAAAUAAUAAAUAAGGUACAAGAACUUAAGAAGCUUUUAAAAUAUUAAAUCCUGGAAUAAAUGAAUCAAUUAACGAGAUAUUAGAAAAAUAGCAAUAUUAAAAAAUGAUCAGAAAUUUUCCUAAAUAAUUAAAAAGAUAUCAAAGUAUGCAGAGAGAUUCACCAAUAAAAACUAGGAUUGAGGAUUAAUAUCUUACAACAAGUAGGGAUACUUAAAUGGAUGAAUAUUUAGUGAAAGCUAAGUAGAAAAAGAAAAAAUAAACUAUUAACUCUCCAUUUCUCAGAAGCAUCUCAAGAAGAUUUUUCAAUAGAAGAAACUCAGCUGAUUUCUGUUGA
Molecule: messenger RNA, 1648 nt
Organism: Paramecium sonneborni
Lineage: Eukaryota; Ciliophora; Oligohymenophorea; Peniculida; Parameciidae
Source: the annotation of a GenBank genome assembly